UCGAAAAUAGAUCAAGAGAGACACCGAGGAAAAUGGAAAGAAACGAAGACUGGAGGAAAAUGGCGGACACCCACAAAAUGAGUUCAGAAGAAGUAAAAGCAGCUGGAGUAGAGGGGUCCAAGAGGCCACCAGGCCACAAUCCUGGGGGUAUCCUCCAUCAGAGACGCAAGCUUCCCUACAGCCCAGCCACCAUGGCCAUCGGUGGCCUACUCAUUAUCGGUACCAUUGGAUAUUUCACCCUAUACACCACCAAGAAGCCUGAUGCCUCCGCAAAAGAUGUCGCCAAGGUCGCUGCCGGCAUGGCCGAGUCUGAGGAUACUCGCCCCAGGAAGUAGACUGGCUUUUGUUUGUCGUCUGUUUUCUUAUCUUGAUUAGAUAACUUCCUUUAUUGUAAAAGUUAUGUUGGUUCAACGUUAGUAUACCUUGUUUCUCCACAAGCCUAAUUAAUAGACGAGUAUUUCGGCAUAC
Humulus lupulus (European hop) is the source of this 468-nucleotide messenger RNA. RefSeq lists its product as uncharacterized. The transcript has a single exon. NCBI's taxonomy places the organism in Eukaryota, Viridiplantae, Streptophyta, Magnoliopsida, Rosales, Cannabaceae. The record is from RefSeq and is a predicted model, not a curated record. Bases 33 to 335 code for a protein of 100 amino acids.